Notodromas monacha is the source of this 1519-nucleotide messenger RNA. The record is from the annotation of a GenBank genome assembly. NCBI's taxonomy places the organism in Eukaryota, Metazoa, Arthropoda, Ostracoda, Podocopida, Cyprididae.
AGUUUUGUUCAUGUUCUUUUAGAUUUUGGGAGGAUUGUUCGACCCGCGGUUGUGACCAGUGAAUGGGUUAAAUAUGGACACCCAUGACUUGUUCUUGAGUUGUCGACGCGGAGAUUUGAUGCGCGUGAGAACGCUCGUGGAGAAGAAAGAAAUUGACGUGAAUGUGAGGGACAAAUGGGACAGUACGCCGUUGUACUAUGCCUGCUUGUGUGGGCAUCGGGAAGUCGUUUUAUAUCUGCUGGAAAUUGGCGCUCGGUGUGAAGCCAAUACUUUCGAUGGUGAACGGUGCCUUUAUGGAGCCUUGAAUGACGACAUCAGACAUCUGUUGCGCAAUUACAAAGUCAUUACAACUUCUACUAUUCGGCGGGAUGUUUAUCAGGAGUUUCUUCGACGGCUCUUGGAUUCCGGAAUGUACAGCGAUGUUGUCAUAUCCAUUCACGGUCACGAGUUCAGACUGCAUCGUUGUAUUCUGUGUGCGAGGUCGGAUCAUCUGCUGAAUCUUUUCACUGAGCGAUGGACGCGAAAGAAACUCAUAACAAUAAAUAAGCCCAUGGUUACCCCGGAAGCUUUCAGGGCGUUGACGCAGUAUCUCUACACAGGAGGUAUGGAGAUUCCGAUCGAUGCAGUGGAAGACGUUAUGGUUCUGGCUAAUCAUUGUAAAUUGAGUGAGAUGCGAAGUGGCGUGGAAGACGCCUUGGCAAAUGUUGAAGAAUUCCGUUUGGCGAAGCCUGGAGCCAUGGUUACCACACUGGUGGUGGAAGGAGUUGGAGAGAGAUUGGAAAAUCUACGCGCGGAUUUGGGAGUCCUUGGGCAACAGGGAUUACCGGAAAACAUGAUGCAUUGGAUCGGAGGAGACGAGCUUCCCUUAAUGCCCUAUGUUCCUGCACAGUUCGUGGACGUUAUUUUCCGCGUGAACGAUUUCAGCUUCCACGGGCACAAGGCAUUUUUCUGCGCUCGCAGCGAAUAUUUCCAAGCCCUCGUCAAUGAUCACUUUGGAGAAGCGGAACGAAAUGCUGACAACGAAGUUCCUGUUGUUAUUACCCUGCACAGUAUCACUCCUUUUGUGUUUGCUAGUGUACAUGGCUACCUCUACGAGAAUGAUGCGAAAAUAGUUGGCAUUGAUCACGCAGUAGAAGUACUUGCUGCUGCUGAUCAGUACUUGCUUCCAGGACUGAAACGAUUGUGCGGUGCAGCGAUUGCUGCGCAUUUGAACGUGGAUAACGUUUGCGAUGCAUUUUCGCUUUCGCGACUUUUCUGCCUUCCCAGGCUCGAAAAUGCUUGCUGUGAAUAUAUGGCGGCGAAUAUUGAAGUGGUGAUAUCGAGACCAGAAUUCAAGGAGCUUGUGGUGAAAGAUGCUGCUGAAGUUCAGAAGCGAGAAGAUACUGACAGCAUUGAUAUUAUUGAUGAUAUCCGACACCUGAUUACCUGCGACAUCCGAACACUGAGUCAUAUUGACGAGGCCGAUGAGAAACUGAGGUUGAUCGACAGUUUACUGGAGGAUCUUGGGCUGGAUGCCUGA